This is a messenger RNA of Chlamydomonas reinhardtii, 1185 nucleotides long. RefSeq lists its product as uncharacterized. Bases 387 to 947 code for a protein of 186 amino acids. The record is from RefSeq and is a predicted model, not a curated record. Lineage: Eukaryota; Viridiplantae; Chlorophyta; Chlorophyceae; Chlamydomonadales; Chlamydomonadaceae. The transcript has 2 exons.
AAAUCAGUUGCACAUCGCUGGCCCUGCGGGUCUGGGCCAGCCUGCUGCUAUGGCACUGGUUUCAUUGGGCAUCGCUUUGGAACAGCAGCAUCCCAUAGGCGGUGCAGGGUGUGCAAGCACGGUGUGCAAGGAAGAGGAAGAGCCGACGUGAGAGGGGCGCGGGAGAGGCGAUCACACAGCCAUGGCAGGGCAGACCACAGGGUGAAGGUGUGUAUUGUAUCGGCCGCGGUCAGCGUUUUCCUGGAAGUAAUAAUAAUUAGUCCACGGCCGCGAGUCGCAUAUCCAAACAGGCCUCGGACUUGCGUCUAAGUUGCUGGCUGAAGAAGGCAUCGCCCGCCGUCUGGCGGAACUGACGCGAGGAGCUGCUGCAGAUGUUCUAAGAGAAGAUGGCUGCCUCCCACAAGCGACAGCGCCGCGCUCUCCGCGACGCGUUUCCUCGGAAGCUGAACCUCGACCUGACGGCAGAAAUUGAGUCCCUGAAAGCAGCUGUGGAGGCUCUCCAGCGCACGUUCGCAGAGAGAGAGGCAGACCGGCGGUCGGUUCUGCUGGGCCAGCUCGCGUACACAGUGGACGCCAUCGCCACCUCCUACGUGUUCGGUGCUGGUAGCAGACCCAUUAACUUGAGCUACAUCCAAGACGCUGCGGAGGACGACGCCGCAGUCGCGGAGCGGUGGCAGCAGGUCGCCACAUUCGCGGAGCAGCAGGGCGUAUCCAUCACGCGGCUCAUCCAGCGCAGCAGCGCGUUGCGGUCACGAUUCCUCAGCGUGGCGCACGGCUCCCCGGACGAGCUGGACAGCACCACGCCGGACCAGCUGCGUGAGUGGGGCACCGCGUCCUAUGCCAGCGCGACGGAGACGCUGCUGCGGUUCCUGGAGCCCCUGACUUUGGACGGCAAGCCGCUGCGGCCGCGGCAGGACGUUGCGACCAUCUUCGCGGCGGUGCUGUGAGACCGCUCCUGGUCGCUGUGGCGUGUCGUCAGGCCCCGACAGCGCAUCUAGCUUACGUGCGCGGUGGAUGUAGACGGUCCAGACCGCUCCUGGCGCCGGUGAUUUUAGACCGUUUGUUCGUGGUGGUGUUGAGGAACACCGGUUUUUGCAGUUGUAGCUGUUGUCGUCGUGGUGAAUCAGGGCUUGUCAGUGGACAGGUAGCAGCUCUUGCCGUCCGUGUGGCCGUAGUAGGUCCCCU